Molecule: messenger RNA, 4278 nt
Organism: Paramormyrops kingsleyae
Lineage: Eukaryota; Metazoa; Chordata; Actinopteri; Osteoglossiformes; Mormyridae
Product: homeobox protein Nkx-2.1-like
Biological process (GO): cell differentiation; regulation of transcription by RNA polymerase II
Cellular component (GO): nucleus
Molecular function (GO): RNA polymerase II cis-regulatory region sequence-specific DNA binding; DNA-binding transcription factor activity, RNA polymerase II-specific
Source: RefSeq, a predicted model, not a curated record
UCUUAGGCUGCCAGCCAUCUCUAUUAAAACAGCGCAGCUCUUUGUCCGUCCGGCUGCACACAGAACAUAAUACUGCGUUCUACUGCUAAUUCCAAUGCUGGUGCACAAUUCGCUCUUCCCGUCUUUACCUACGAGUUCUCAUCAGUCCAUAAACUCCACUUCAUGUUCCUCUGAAACUAGCUGUCCUCCUUUUUCCUCCACUCUGUCCCACUUGUCCAGCCCACCUCCCUCCACUCAACGUACAUUUACUCUGCGCACCCGAAGCGAUCAAUGAUUUCCAUUGAUAACAGAGUGAUUCACAUCCUGUUAACUCUGGAAACAAGAGGUGAUAACAAAAACGGUGAUGCCCAUAGUUGUAAAUUAGGGGGGGAGCGGGGUUGACCCCCUCCCCAAUAAUCAAAACCAGCCAAUGCAACCCCUUGGACCCCCUUAAAUGGGUGCAGGAGGCCUCAACCCAAAGUUAUGCCCUUGGUGAUACCAGUGUAUACGAUACCCUUGAGAUGUGUAUUGUACAUGGGGCAUUAGGCAAUCCCAUCAUUGUGAGAAAUAUACACAGUGGGUCACGUGUAAAGAAGUAUGUUAUGAUCUUUAGUAAUGUUAACUGUAUAAAAAAAGAAGGGUACGUUUGCUUCACUAUGCGUCCUUUGGCGGAAUUAAAUUUCUCUUCCUUUUUCUUUUUUCUCAUGGAUCUGAAAUUAGGGCCAGCAGUGCAACAAAGUUCAACGCCUUGUUGCGCAAAAAGAUGCUCUGAUAAUUUUCAUAAUGAAGGAAAGCGAGGCGCGGGAUUUUAAGGUACGGCAGGUUGUGCAACAGCAGUUAAGGUCAACAGCACCUUAACAUUUGCUGAGUUAAUUGCAACCUCAAUCAAUAUUACCAUAUAUCGUUAAAAUAUAUGUAACAGUCCGACGGGGUAUUAUGUAAUGACUGGGCGACUAAUAGCUUGGAACGAUUUGUUAGAUCCAUUAGUAUAUUAUCCUGAACGGCUCCUAAUUUUGUAAUAAUUUUGGUUUAAAAACAAAUAAACACAAAUGAAUGAUAAUUCAACGAAAUGAAUCAAUUGCGAUAAGCACUAACUGAUCAGCAAUACAUAGUCCAUAAAUCCCUAAGUCAGAGACGUGAGAUUCCCGUUAAUUUUAUUAAAUUGUUUUUGUAAAUGCCUUAUAGCUUUAUUUCAAGACCUACGACAUCUGUUAUCUUAGCGAUAACACAGGCGUAAAAUCGUGUUGCUGUAAAUGUUCCAGUCCCACAGAAACCUCAGUGAGCCAAAUGCACUACAAAGGGAUUCUCUUUGCCUAAGUCAUGUUAUACGUACCAGCGCAUUCAAUAAGCGUCUGUGCAGAUACACAUUCAAAGUUUGCUUCAUUUAGGUCUAAACGACCUGUAAUUAUCGACACACGUAAUAAAUUAAUUAAUGAGGUAAUGUAGAUUUUCCUCGAACUUAUUUCUUUUGCACAAAGGCCUAUUUUCUCUCACCCCGAUACCCAGACCAGGACAAGCGGUUAGAAGAUUGGCGGAUGGAUUGAUUAAUUCAUAUUUUCGCUUAGCUUUGGACUAAUGUUUUUUUGUUGUUGUUUUUUUUUAAAGUUUAAGUUCUCACGGCGUAGAUUUUAAUUAUACAAUGUGCUACUUUGUGUUUUAGGGAGGGUAAAAAAAACGUUUUAAAUCUGUAGUCGUCGAUCAUAAAAUGUUUGAUUUCUGAUAGAGAUUCCAUAAUAAUCAAUGUAUAUGUCAUCCAUUCACAGAAUUACCUUUGUGAAUGUCAUGUAACCUGCCAUUUUGUAAAGCGUUAAACUUAAACCACUUGGAGUGUCUGUCACAUCAUUCCGCCGGUGUCUAGCUAUGCACCUUGUCUGUAAUGCAUUAAUAAUUUAUAGUCACUUAAUAGCAGGUGCUAUCCUUCAUCUGUCUUCAAGCUAAGCUCUCGUUCAGUAUAAUGUGACUGAUACAUCAUAAAUUGUAUACACAAAAAAUGUGUCGGAAUUUAAGUCCGGAGAAAUUCUGAUUGCAUCUAGAUAGCCUGCAAUGUUUUUUCUUGUAACAUAAUGGAAUGUAACAAUCAAUCCGUAUUAAGCUGCACCCCAUCACAUUCGGAACAAUACUAAAUAACUUAAUUCUUGAAAUAUCUACCGCCAAUUGCAGGUCGAGACUUUUCUGUUUUAUCUGAAGCACGAUUUUAUAGAGCGCAGUUACAAUUGCAAGUCGAGCUGAGAUCCAGUUGAAGUUAUCAAUAGUAACAUGCCGCAUGUAUAUCCACAUACAUGCGCACACGUCUGCUGUUACCGUUGAAAACUUGCAUAUAUACUGCUCCUGUAUAUGUAGAAUGUAAAGGCACAUACAAGCGAGAAAAAGGCAAAGAGAGACCUUUCCAUUGUCGCCCUGACUGCUGAUGCCCCGCCUUUGGUGGCUGUGUCAAACCUGGCGCCCAGCUAAAACUAACAAAAGCGAGUCCUAAGCUUCCACUCACUCCAAUUAAGGCGGACUUCAACUACUCUCUUACGUGUUCAUCCACUACCAUCGACGCUGAGACAGGAGGGACAGAGGGCAACAGGAAAAAAGAGGGGGAGAGAGAGAGGGAGAGAGAGAGAUUGCUGUUUAGUUUUCCUCUUUCCUGCUGCAGAACAAUGUCGAUGAGCCCAAAACAUACGACUCCUUUUUCUGUUUCCGAUAUCUUGAGUCCCCUUGAGGAGUGUUACAAGAAAGUAAGUAUGGAAGGUAACAGCUUGGGGGCUUCAAUCGCCGCUUACCGACAGCCACAGGUCUCACAGGCGGCAAUGCAACAACACUACAUGGGGCACAACGGGACAGUGUCCGCCACUUACCAUAUGACGGCUGCUGGGGUAUCUCAGCUGUCGCACACCGCAGUGGGGGGCUACUGUGGCAGCAAUUUGGGAAACAUGACCGAACUUCCGCCUUACCAAGACACCAUGAGAAACAGCACCACGGCCGCUGGCUGGUAUGGAGCCAGCCCAGAUCCGCGCUUUUCUUCAAUCUCUCGCUUUAUGGGUUCGUCGUCGGGCAUGAACAUGGGCAGUAUGGGCAGUCUUGGCUCCCUGGCGGAUGUAGGCAAAAGCAUAGGGCCCUUACCGAGCACCCCACGGAGGAAGCGCCGGGUGCUCUUCUCCCAGGCUCAGGUGUACGAACUGGAGCGGCGGUUCAAGCAACAGAAAUAUCUGUCAGCGCCGGAGCGGGAACAUUUGGCUACUAUGAUCCACCUCACUCCGACACAGGUGAAAAUAUGGUUCCAAAACCACCGGUAUAAGAUGAAGCGACAAGCUAAAGACAAAGCGUCCCAGCAUCAAAUGCAGCAGGACUCGGGCUCCUGUCAGCAGCAGCAGUCGCCCCGCCGAGUGGCAGUGCCCGUCCUGGUGAAAGACGGAAAGCCGUGCCAGGCUGGUAACCAGACCUCAACAGCGGCCAUACAGAGCCACCAUCAGGAGGUCAGCAGCGUUAUGGCCAUAUCCAUGAACAGCUCGGCGAUGAGCCAACAUCAUGAGCAACAGGCUAGCAGCUCGGAACACUCUCCGGAACUGGCCCAUCACUCCAGCAGCCCGUCCUCCCUGCAGACCCAGGUGUCUGGUCUUUCUCACCUCAGCUCCGUUAGUUCUGAGUACGGCUCGGCAGUGCCAUGCUCGGCUCUACUGUACGGACGGACAUGGUGAACAAUCAUGAUGAUCAAAAUAUAUCAGAGACAGAGAUUGUUGCACAUUCGGGCACCAGAGACUACACAUUCCCACUCUGAGAGUCUGCAUUUUGUGAAGAAACAGAAGGAUUAAUCUUAAACUGGAUUUACGUAUAGAAACUGGUCGAAUCAAGACAUAGUGAAUAUGUAUUUAAUAUGAACGCACCUCGAAGUGAAAUGAAACCUAUUUAUAUAAAUGAGCUCGAGGACUGAAACCCCUUUUCGAAAAUAUUUUGUUUUAAAGGUUUCUGCACCUCGAAGCCUGAGUAUCUCAGUGGAAUACCCGUUGAAAUAUAUUUCUGAGGAUCUGGUGAGAUCCAACAAGAAGAAAAAUUCGCGCCGAACCGGUUGGGGAUUUUGCUUGUUGGGAAAUGAUAGUUUUCAUUUUCGAAAGUUCAAUGUCAAGCGUAAUUUCUAUCAUUUCUGUCAAUGGUCUGAAUUAUUUGUUAGAAUCAUAAUGUAGAAAAGGUUUCAUCGAUAUUAUUAAGGGUUGGUUGUAUUUUAUUGUUAUUUGAUCGCGUGUUUUGUUCUUAUGUAACUUAUAUAGGUAUUUGCCAUAAAACAGUAAUACAAUCCUAUUAAAUAAAUUAUUAAAAUAA